Messenger RNA from Striga asiatica, 876 nucleotides. The record is from the annotation of a GenBank genome assembly. NCBI's taxonomy places the organism in Eukaryota, Viridiplantae, Streptophyta, Magnoliopsida, Lamiales, Orobanchaceae.
UUGUCGUCCCUUUUCCCGGCCCAAGGCCACCUCAACCAGCUCCUCCAGCUCUCUUGCCUCGUCUCCUCUUACGGCAUCCCCAUCCACUACUUCGCUCCGCUCGUCUUCUCCCGCCAAGCCCGGUCCCGAGCCAACGACCUCAUCAACCCUCACGACCUCCGAAAAAUCCACUUCCACGACAUCCCGACCCCACACUUCGAUUCCCCACGACCCAACCCUGACUCGUCCCACAGGUUUCCCACUCAGCUCUUGUCUGCCUGGUACGCCUCCUUAAGCCUCCGUGAGCUCUUCUCUGUCUUCUUGCUCGACUUGUCCAAGAAAUUCACACGCGUCGUCGUAAUCCACGACCCUAUGAUGGCCUUUGUUGUCCAAGACAUUGCCUCGAUACCCAACGCCGAGUCGUACGUCUUCAACUGCAUAAGCGCGUCGUCCCACAUCUCGUUCCUUUGGUCGUUCCUCACCAAACCCGUCUCGGUCAAACACUCAAAGGAGAUUCCCUCGUUCAACGGGUGCCUGCCGGAGGAGGUGCGCAGCUUCGUGUCCAUUCAGAUGGACCACUUGGACUCCCGAUCGAGAGACAUCUUUAACACGUGCCGACUCGUCGAGGCUCCAUACCUCGAGAUACUCGAGCACGAGGAGAUCUCGGGGGCAAAGAAUAGGAAGUUGUGGGCCAUGGGGCCCAUACUCCCUGCCCCUCGUGCCGAACACCAACGCGAGUGCUUGAGGUGGCUUCACCGGAACGAGCCCAAGUCGGUGGUCUACGUCUCGUUCGGAACCACGAUUUCCCUAACCGACGAGCAGGUGAGAGAGAUCGCGGCCAGGCUCGAGGAGCAGGGCCAAGUUCCUCUGGGUGGUCAGGGAUGCCGACACCAGUGA